Talaromyces atroroseus is the source of this 1047-nucleotide messenger RNA. RefSeq names its product 26S proteasome regulatory subunit rpn-8. The record is from RefSeq and is a predicted model, not a curated record. The coding region runs from base 1 to 1047 and encodes 348 amino acids. Lineage: Eukaryota; Fungi; Ascomycota; Eurotiomycetes; Eurotiales; Trichocomaceae. Gene Ontology annotation, biological process: proteasome-mediated ubiquitin-dependent protein catabolic process. Gene Ontology annotation, molecular function: protein binding; metallopeptidase activity. The transcript has 4 exons. Gene Ontology annotation, cellular component: proteasome complex; proteasome regulatory particle.
AUGCCGGCCACCACGGCAGAGACGCUGUCCCUCGUGACACGCACCGUCUCCGUGGCUCCCCUUGUUCUUCUCUCUGCAGCAGACCACUACGGGCGGACUGCCAAAGGAACCCGGAAGCGUGUUGUCGGAGUGUUGCUGGGCCAGAACGAUGGCACGAACGUGAGGGUAUCCAACAGUUUUGCGGUCCCCUUCGAGGAAGACGAAAAGGACCCUUCCGUCUGGUUCCUGGACCACAACUUUGUCGAGUCGAUGAAUGAUAUGUUCAAGAAGAUCAACGCCCGCGAGAAGCUUAUAGGAUGGUACCACUCGGGCCCGAAGCUGCGCGCGGCCGAUUUGGAGAUCAACGAGCUGUUCAAGCGAUAUACGCCGAACCCAUUACUAGUCAUUAUCGACGUGCAGCCCAAGGAAGUUGGUGUUCCGACGGAUGCAUACUUUGCCGUUGAGGAGAUCAAGGAUGACGGCACGACAACUUCAAAAACAUUCGUCCACACUCCAUCUAUAAUCGAGGCGGAGGAGGCGGAGGAGAUUGGAGUUGAACAUCUCCUACGCGAUAUCCGCGACGUCACCGUCGGCACACUCAGCAACAGAAUAACAGGCCAACUGCAAUCGUUGCAAGGCCUCCAUCUCCGCCUGCGCGACAUCGGACAGUACUUGCAAAAAGUGCUCGACCACGAGCUCCCCAUUAACCACGCUAUCCUGGGCAAUCUCCAGGACAUCUUCAACCUCCUUCCCAACCUCUCCACACCGAAAUCAGCCAACGAGCAAGCAAACGGGACGUCGACGAGCACGGACUCGGAUAUUGAGAAUAGCGAGCUUGUGCGUGCGAUGAGCGUCAAGACCAACGAUCAGCUGAUGGCCAUCUACGUCAGCAGCUUGAUCCGAGCCAUCACGGCGUUCCACGAUCUGAUCGAGAACAAGAUCCAGAACCGCCAGCAGCAGGAGGAACUCGAGGGGAAGAAGGAGGAAGAAGGGGUUGUUGUUGCCGCGGCUGGCAAGAAGGACGCGGGAGAACAGAAGGAUGAGAAGAGUCAGAAGAGGGGGUCAUAA